This is a messenger RNA of Notothenia coriiceps (black rockcod), 2095 nucleotides long. Its product is annotated as probable E3 ubiquitin-protein ligase MID2. Bases 36 to 1481 code for a protein of 481 amino acids. The record is from RefSeq and is a predicted model, not a curated record. Gene Ontology annotation, cellular component: microtubule. NCBI's taxonomy places the organism in Eukaryota, Metazoa, Chordata, Actinopteri, Perciformes, Nototheniidae. The transcript is spliced from 9 exons. Gene Ontology annotation, biological process: protein localization to microtubule. Gene Ontology annotation, molecular function: microtubule binding.
AUCAGGUGAGCCCGGGCAGAGUGUCAGAUGCGGUAAUGGAGGCUUCAAAGACGAGCGCUGCGCAAACCCUGGAGAACAACCUGACCAACCUGGUGAAGAGGAACAGCGAGCUGGAGAACCAAAUGGCAAAGCUCAUCCAGAUCUGUCAACAGGUUGAGGUGAACACAGCCAUGCAUGAGGCCAAGCUGGUGGAGGAGUGUGAUGAGCUGGUGGAGAUCAUCCGCCAGAGGAAACAGGUCAUUGCCGUGAAGAUCAAAGAAUCCAAGGUGAUGAAACUGCGUAAAUUGGCCCAGCAGAUUGCAAACUGUCGCCAGUGUCUGGAGCGCUCCAGCGCCCUCAUCACACAAGCCGAACAGAGCCUGAAGGAAAACGACCAUGCCCGCUUCCUCCAGACCGCUCGCAAUGUAGCAGAAAGGGUUGCCAUGGCGACGGCCUCCUCCCAAGUACUCAUCCCUGACAUCAACCUGAACGAGGCGUUUGACAACUUUGCCCUGGACUUUUCCCGAGAGAAGAAGAUCCUGGAAGGACUGGAUUACCUAACUGCUCCCACCCCUCCAUCCAUCAGAGACGAGCUCUGCACCGCCUCUCACGACACCAUCACUGUUCACUGGACGUCCGAGGACGAGUUCAGCGUCACCUCCUACGAGCUGCAGUACACCAUUUACACCGGCCAGACAAAUUUCAUCAGUUUGUACAACUCUGCAGACAGCUGGAUGAUCGUACCUAACAUCAAGCAGAACCACUACACGGUGCACGGCCUGCAGAGUGGCACCCGUUACAUCUUCUUUGUCAAGGCUAUCAACCAGGCAGGAAGCCGCAACAGUGAGCCAGCCCGCCUGAAAACCAACAGUCAACCCUUCAAGUUGGACCCAAAGACUGCCCACAAGAAGCUGCGUCUGUCCAACGACUGUUUGACCAUGGAGAAGGACGAGAGCUCGCUGAAGAAGAGCCACACCCCGGAGCGCUUCAGCAGCACAGGCUCCUAUGGGGCAGCUGGUAAUGUCUUCAUUGACAGCGGGUGCCACUACUGGGAGGUGCUGCUUGGAGCGUCCACAUGGUAUGCCAUCGGCGUAGCUUACAAAUCAGCCCCGAAAAACGAGUGGAGCGGCAAGAACUCAUCCUCAUGGGUGUUCUCGCGCUGCAACAACAACUUUAUGGUGCGCCACGAUGGCAAGGAGAUGCUGGUGGAGGCAAGCCUGCAGCUGAGGCGGCUGGGUGUCCUGCUGGACUACGACAACAAUUCACUGUCCUUCCAUGAUGCCAUGAACUCCCAGCACAUUCACAGCUUUGAGGUCUCCUUCCUCCUGCCCGUUGUUCCCAGUUUCAUGAUCUGGAACAAGUCAGUCAUGAUUCUCUCAGGGCUACCCGUCCCCGACUUUGUCGAUGGUUUGGCCUCCGAUCUUCAAGAGCAGCAACAGCAGCAGAUGGGCCUGUGCCGACAAGAGUCACCAUACUUGACUGGGCUGAAGAGCUGCCACUGAGAAAAGCCCAUGAAUGGCCAGGGAGAGAGUCCACUCAGGCCUAGGGACAUUGACAGUGUUCUGCUGUAUCCUCUGCUUUAAGAGAGGACCAGUUACUUUCUUAUGAGUUUAGAAAGUGUUGGAGAUAUGCACACCAGUCUGGAAAAAUGUCAGUCCUGUUAGUUUGUGGCUAUCCAAAGCUUUGCAAAUCUAUCAGUGAAUAGGAACAAGGUCUCUUGACUACAAAUGUCAGUAGAACUACAAUUCACAAGAUGCCCUGGAAUAGGUGAGGGCAGGGAUGGACAUCUGGGUUUAUGACCAUUUAAGGUCUCCCUUUUUGAUCUAUCUUCCUCCCGAUGCGACCCUUAGGCAGAUGAUCAAGGAGGGACGGUUCACAUCAGCCAUUUAGAGUUUAAAGUUACAACAUGUGAAUAGUGAAAUAAUGUCUCCUAUGCAUUAAAUUACAAAAAAGGAAGCUCAACAAUGCAGAGGUAAAAAAAUGUGAUUGAGUGAUUCUUCCUCUGACUACAGAUAUUAAAUCUUUAUUCCAAAUGUAAAUUUUUGUUUCUUAAAGGUGGGGUAGGUAAUUUUGGAGAAACCAGCUCGAGUGCGCUAGAAUUAGAAAAUACACAGCC